Messenger RNA from Drosophila obscura, 1835 nucleotides. RefSeq names its product luciferin 4-monooxygenase-like. The transcript has 3 exons. Gene Ontology annotation, biological process: fatty-acyl-CoA biosynthetic process; long-chain fatty acid metabolic process. Lineage: Eukaryota; Metazoa; Arthropoda; Insecta; Diptera; Drosophilidae. Gene Ontology annotation, molecular function: long-chain fatty acid-CoA ligase activity. The record is from RefSeq and is a predicted model, not a curated record. Bases 10 to 1632 code for a protein of 540 amino acids.
GCUUGGAGAAUGCAGUACGAGCCGCAAAUCACCUACGAUGACAAUCUCAAAGUGUGGAGUGGAGGCGAAAAAUCAAACUACUUCGCACCCCAUCUCUCCAUUGGGCAGAUCAUAUUCCGGGAGAUGGAAAGGCACCCAAAGCUCAUAGCACAGAUAUCAGCCACUGAGAAGACGGUGCUGACCCGUGAGGAGGUGCGUUUCAAUGCGAUGCGAGUGGCUAGCUACAUGCGGGAACUGGGCCUAAAGCAAACGGAUAUAGUGGGCCUCAUGGCCAGGAACACAACGCACCUGGUGGCCGUGGCCUAUGCCUGCUUCUUCAACGGUGUGCCGUUCCACUCCCUCAACAUCUCCUACGAGCAGGAGACCAUAGAGAAGCUGUUCAGAAUCACCAGACCCCGUCUGAUCUUCUGCGACGGGGAUGAGUACGAGAGAGUGCUGGCAGCCGCCGAAACCCUCCAGCUGGACUCCACAAUAAUUAGCAUGCGGCAUCACCCGUUCGGCUGCCUUCGUAUUCAGGAUAUCCUGACCACACCCAUUGAGGAUAACUUCCAGCCCUCCCAGCUGGAGCAGGGCCCCAACCAGACCUUGGCCAUUCUCUGCUCCUCAGGGACCACGGGCGUGCCCAAGGCGGUGACUGCAACCAACAGUCAGAAUUGCAUCUUCCCCGGCUUCCUCGUGACCACCAAUGUGGUUCAGUACACGCACAGCACCCUGGAUUGGUUUUCGGGCCUUUCCUCCAUCAUCAACGCUGGAGUGUUCAGCACUACAAAUAUAAUAGCUGACAAUGACUUUGCUCCCGCCUUCAUGUGUCGUAUGGUCCCAGAGUACAAGAUCGGGCUAGUCUUUCAGUGUCCCUCCCACAUGGCAAUGCUGGCCAACUGUCCGGAAUUCGAAGACGCUGAUCUGUCGAGCAUUGAGCAUUACAUUUUUGGGGGCUCCCGCUGCUCCCUGGAUGUUCAGAAGCGUGUCCGUAGCCGCCUCCAGGGAGGUCUGAUCUUUAGCUACUCCAUAACAGAGCUGAACGGCACUGGCACCUUGAACCUUCACUUUGAUGAAAAGCCCAACUCAGUGGGUCGCCCAGUCGCUGGCAAUAAGAUCAAGGUAAUCAAUGAAGAGGGUGUGGCUCUGGGCCCACACGAAGUGGGUGAAGUGUGCCUGUUCAACGGCCAGCAUUGGGCUGGCUACUAUGGCAAUCCAGAGGAGACGCGUUUAAUUCGCGACUCUCAGCAGUGGUUUCACACCGGAGAUGUGGGCUACGUGGAUGAAGAUGGCUUCCUCUUUAUAGAGGACCGCAGAAAGGACAUGCUCAAGUACCACAACAUCAUGUACUAUCCCAACGAGAUAGAGACAGUCAUCUCCCAGAUGCCUAACGUGGCCGAGGUCUGUGUCUUCGGCGUUUGGAAUGCAGUCAAUGGCGAUGAGGCCGCAGCUUGUGUGGUGAAGAGGCACGGCACCAAUCUGGUCGCCCAGGACGUUUCGGACUUUGUAAAGGAACACAUCGGUGCCAAGUAUAAAGAAUUACACGCUGGAGUCAUCAUUGUAGAUGAUCUAAAGCGAAGUGGGAAUGGCAAAACGAAUCGACGCGCCAACAAGGACCACUUUCUGAAUGUUCAGAAGAUCAAAAGGCUUUAAGUCCCAAAUUCAGCCUUUUCCUUAAGUCGGAAAUCAUUCGAAAAAACAAUGAAAACAUUAUCAAAGCGGACUGCGCAUAUCUAUAAAUUUUUCUUGUACUUCUAAUGAGAGAAGACAGAACGGUGAUGGGGUAAAAUAAGAAAGAACCAAAGAAAAACAAGAAGAUACGUGUGAGUCGCUUCUGGGGACGCGACUCUACUUAU